Molecule: messenger RNA, 11300 nt
Organism: Chelonoidis abingdonii (Abingdon island giant tortoise)
Lineage: Eukaryota; Metazoa; Chordata; Testudines; Testudinidae
Gene: TENM1
Product: teneurin transmembrane protein 1
Biological process (GO): neuron development; signal transduction; heterophilic cell-cell adhesion
Cellular component (GO): neuron projection; membrane
Molecular function (GO): cell adhesion molecule binding; protein heterodimerization activity; protein homodimerization activity
Source: RefSeq, a predicted model, not a curated record
GGGCUGAGCCACGGCUCGCCUCGGGCUGCCUUCCCGCUGUCCUCUUGUUCCCUGACACGCCGCCACAGCCGGUUCCUCCCGAGCGGGGAUGCGAGGCGGCGGCGGCAGCAGCAAUGUGGAUUUAUAUUCGCCUGCGCUGUAGCCGCCGGGGAGAGACGCAAGGGCACCAGCCCUAGAGACUAUGGCUAGCGGCUCCCGCCGGGCUGAGCCGGGGCGCUGCUGAAAGUUCCUGCCCAACCCCUCUGGCCAGGACCAUUUCUUUAGGGAGUUCCUAUUCCUUAUUUUCAUGACUCUGAGCAUACUUAAUCAGAAAUGGAGCAGAUGGACUGCAAACCCUACCAGCCACUGUCAAAAGUUAAGCAUGAAACGGAUCUAGCUUAUACAAGUUCUUCAGAUGAAAGUGAAGAUGGGAGAAAACCAAAACAAUCCUAUGACUCCAGAGAAACUCUAAAUGAAUAUAGCCAAGAACUAAGACUGAACUAUAACAGCCAUAGCAGAAAGAGAAAAAACGAUGACAAAUCCAGUCAAGAGAUGGAAUUCUGUGAAAAUCCACACAUUGUGUGCUCUGGCUACCAGACAGACUUGCAUGGUGUAUCUCAGCAUGGUUACCCGUUGGAGAUGGGUUCAGAUGUGGAUACGGAGACUGAAGGUGGUGCUUCACCACCAGAUCAUGCUCUGAGGAUGUGGAUGACAGGGAUGAAAUCAGAACACAGUUCCUGUUUGUCAAGCCGGGCAAAUUCAGCUUUGUCCCUCACUGACACUGACCAUGAAAGGAAGUCUGAUGGAGAAAAUGAUAUACCGGGCAGCCCACGUAACCAGUUCACAUUCAGACCACUCCCACCCCCUCCACCACCACCACAUGCAUGCACCUGCAGCAGAAAACCACCUCCAACAGCAGAUUCUCUCCAGAAAAGAUCAAUGACCACCCGCAGUCAGCCCAGUCCAGCUACUCAAACCCCUCCAACCAGUACGCAAGAUUCCGUACAUCUGCAUAACAGCUGGGUCUUGAAUAGUAAUAUACCAUUGGAGACAAGAAGUGAGUGGGAGUUUUGCUGGCCCUCGACUGUGGAAUUCCCUUCCACCAGAAAUCAGGAUGACCACGUAUCUUGCCACCUACCAAGCGAAAAGCAUUUCCUAUUUAAACAUGGAUCUGGUUCUUCAGCUAUCUUCAGUGCAGCCAGUCAGAACUAUCCUUUAACAUCCAAUACGAUUUAUUCUCCACCUCCUAGGCCACUUCCUAGAAGUACAUUUUCUAGACCGGCCUUCACUUUUAACAAACCUUACAGGUGCUGCAACUGGAAGUGCACUGCUUUGAGUGCUACAGCUAUUACAGUUACUCUGGCACUGUUGCUAGCCUAUGUUAUUGCAGUACAUUUAUUUGGCUUAACAUGGCAACUGCAGCCUGUAGAAGGGCAGCUCUAUGAAAAUGGAGUCAGCAAAGGAAACAGGGCCACAGAGUCCAUGGAUACUACCUACUCGCCAAUUGGAGGGAAAGUGUCCGAUAAAUCAGAGAAGAAAGUAUUUCAGAAAGGACAGGCCAUAGACACAGGAGAAGUUGACAUUGGAGCACAAGUUAUGCAGACCAUCCCACCAGGUUUAUUCUGGCGUUUUCAGAUUACUAUCCAUCACCCGGUGUACCUGAAGUUUAACAUUUCACUUGCAAAGGACUCUCUGCUGGGAAUUUAUGGUAGAAGAAACAUUCCUCCCACACAUACUCAGUUUGAUUUUGUAAAACUGAUGGAUGGAAAACAGUUAAUUAAACAGGAACCAAGGAGCUCAGAGGAGUCUCAGCAUGCUCCUAGGAAUUUGAUCUUAACAUCCCUGCAAGAGACAGGUUUCAUUGAAUAUAUGGAUCAAGGAGCUUGGCACAUGGCAUUUUACAAUGACGGAAAGAAAAUGGAGCAAGUAUUUUUAUUAACUACAGCAAUUGAAAUCAUGGAUGACUGUUCCACUAAUUGCAAUGGGAAUGGAGAGUGUAUCUCAGGUCACUGCCACUGUUUCCCAGGAUUCCUCGGGCCUGACUGUGCAAGAGACUCAUGCCCAAUACUGUGCAAUGGAAAUGGAGAAUAUGAGAAAGGUCACUGUGUAUGCCGCAACGGAUGGAAAGGCCCAGAGUGUGAUGUUCCGGAAGAACAAUGUAUUGAUCCAACCUGCUUUGGCCAUGGUACUUGCAUCAUGGGAGUAUGUAUUUGUGUCCCAGGAUACAAAGGAGAAAUUUGUGAGGAAGAGGAUUGUUUAGAUCCUAUGUGCUCUGGCCAUGGUGUCUGCAUUCAAGGGGAAUGUCACUGCUCUGCAGGCUACGGAGGAGUAAACUGUGAGACAUCUCUUCCAGUAUGUCAAGAGCAAUGCUCAGGCCAUGGGACUUUCCUUGUGGAUACUGGUGUCUGUAGCUGUGAGCCUAAGUGGACAGGUUCAGACUGCUCAACAGAAUUAUGCACUAUGGACUGUGGUAGCCAUGGUGCUUGUUCAAGAGGAAUAUGCCAAUGUGAAGAAGGCUGGGUUGGACCAAGCUGUGAGGAACGUACAUGCCACUCUCACUGUGCUGAACACGGCCAGUGCAAAGAUGGGAAGUGUGAGUGCAGCCCUGGAUGGGAAGGGGAUCACUGUACCAUUGCUCACUACUUAGAUGCUGUGCGAGAUGGCUGCCCAGGUCUGUGUUAUGGAAAUGGGAGGUGCACUCUUGAUCAGAAUGGAUGGCACUGCGUGUGUCAGGUGGGAUGGAGUGGCACAGGAUGUAACGUUGUCAUGGAAAUGGUGUGUGGGGAUAAUAUGGAUAAUGAUGGAGAUGGUUUGACAGACUGUGUAGACCCUGAUUGUUGUCAGCAAAGCAAUUGCUACGCAAGCCCUCUCUGCCAAGGGUCACCUGAUCCUCUUGACCUCAUUCAGCACAGCCAGCCUCCUUUCUCUCAGCAUCCUCCAAGGCUCUUUUAUGAUAGAAUCAAGUUCCUUAUUGGCAAGGAGAGCACUCACGUAAUCCCUGGAGAUGUCUUAUUUGACAGCAGACGUGCCUGUGUAAUUCGAGGCCAGGUGGUAGCAUUCGAUGGAACCGCUUUGGUAGGAGUGAAUGUCAGUUUCCUGCACCGCAGUGACUACGGAUACACCAUCAGCCGACAGGAUGGAAGUUUUGACCUUGUGGCUAUUGGAGGUAUCUCUGUCACCCUGGUCUUUGACAGAUCUCCUUUCAUUUCUAAGAAAAGGACACUUUGGUUGCCUUGGAAUAGGUUUAUUGUAGUAGAAAAAGUUGUCAUGCAAAGAACAGAGUCGGACCCACCAUCUUGUGACAUCACUAGCUUUAUCAGCCCAAAUCCAAUUGUACUCCCAUCACCUCUGACAACAUUUGGAGGAUCCUGUCCAGAGAGAGGAACAGUCAUUCCAGAGCUCCAGGUGGUCCAGGAGGAAAUCCCAAUUCCGUCUAGCUUUGUGAAGCUCAGUUACCUCAGCAGUCGAACCCCUGGAUAUAAAACUUUGCUCCGCAUUAUUUUGACACAUGCAGCCAUCCCUCCUGGAAUGACAAAAGUACAUCUUACAGUUGCUGUUGAAGGGCGGCUACUUCAGAAGUGGUUUCCUGCUGCUACAAACCUGGUCCAUGCUUUUGCCUGGAACAAGACAGACAUUUAUGGACAGAAGGUGUCUGGUCUGGCAGAGGCAACAGUGUCAGUAGGAUAUGAAUAUGAAACAUGCCAUGAUUUUAUUCUGUGGGAGAAAAGGACAGCUAUCCUGCAGGGUUUUGAGAUGGAUGCUUCAAAUCUGGGGGGUUGGUCCAUAAACAAACACCAUGUAUUGAAUCCACAGAGUGGGAUCGUACACAAAGGGAAUGGAGAAAACAUGUUCAUUUCCCAGCAGCCACCAGUCAUCUCAACCGUCAUGGGUAACGGACAUCAGAGAAGUGUCUCCUGCUCCAACUGCAAUGGUCUUGCUCUCAGCAGCAAACUCUUUGCCCCGGUUGCCUUGGCUUCUGGUCCAGAUGGCAGUGUGUAUAUUGGAGACUUCAAUUUUGUCAGACGCAUCUUUCCCUCGGGAAAUUCCAUUAGCAUUUUAGAAUUAAGGAACAGAGAUACAAGACAUAGCACAAGUCCAGCUCACAAGUACUACCUAGCUGUGGACCCAGUGUCAGAAUCCCUUUACUUGUCAGAUACCAACACCAGGAGAGUCUACAAAGUGAAAUCUCUUAGUGAAACAAAGGAUUUGACAAAGAACUAUGAUGUGCUGGCAGGGACAGGUGAACAGUGCCUUCCGUUUGAUCAGAGUCACUGUGGAGAUGGUGGGAGGGCAUCAGAAGCUUCACUCAACAGUCCUAGAGGUAUCACUGUGGAUAAGUAUGGAUUCAUUUACUUUGUUGAUGGUACCAUGAUUCGGAAGAUUGAUGAAAGUGGUGUGAUCACAACAGUAAUAGGUUCAAAUGGUCUUACAUCAACACAGCCACUGAGCUGUGACUCCGGAAUGGACAUCACUCAGGUACGGUUAGAGUGGCCAACAGACCUCGCCAUCAACCCUAUAGACAACUCAUUGUAUGUACUGGACAAUAACAUUGUGCUGCAGAUUUCUGAGACUAAGCGUGUGCGAAUUAUUGCGGGUCGCCCUAUUCACUGCCAGGUACCAGGCAUGGAUCAUUUCUUGGUCAGCAAGGUGGCAGUCCAUUCAACCCUGGAAUCAGCUAGAGCAAUCAGUGUAUCUCACAGUGGAGCACUGUACAUUGCUGAGACAGAUGAAAGAAAGAUAAACCGCAUACAGCAAGUUACAACAAAUGGUGAGAUCUCCAUAAUUGCUGGCGCCCCAACAGAUUGUGACUGCAAGAUUGACCCAAAUUGUGACUGUUUCUCAGGUGAUGGUGGAUAUGCCAAAGAUGCAAAGCUGAAAGCACCUUCUUCUCUAGCAGUCUCUCCUGAUGACACACUGUACAUAGCAGAUCUUGGCAAUAUUCGCAUCCGUGCAGUCAGUCGAAACAAGCCUCAUCUCAGUGACAUGAAUAUUUAUGAGAUUGCAUCCCCAGCAGACCAGGAACUGUAUCAGUUUACCACCGAUGGAACCCAUCUUCACACACUUAAUCUGAUAACAAGGGACUAUAUUUACAAUUUCACAUACAAUGGAGAAGGAGACAUUGCCACAAUCACUAACAGCAAUGGGAAUUCAGUUCAUAUUCGCAGAGAUGCUAGUGGGUUGCCUCUGUGGCUAGUGGUGCCUGGAGGCCAGGUGUAUUGGCUAACAGUAAGCAGCAAUGGUGUUCUGAAAAAAGUAUAUGCUCAAAGUUACAGUUUAGCUCUGAUGACAUAUCCUGGCAACACAGGUCUUCUAGCAACCAAAAGUAAUGAGAAUGGAUGGACAACAGUUUAUGAGUAUGACCUUGAAGGCCACCUGACUAAUGCAACCUUUCCAACUGGUGAGGUCAGCAGUUUCCACAGUGAUGUUGAAAAACUAACAGGAGUAGAACUUGAAUUUUCAAACAGAGAGAAUGUGAUCACAGCUACAAACUUCUCAGCUACCUCUACUAUAUACACUUUAAAACAAGACAACACGCAGAAUAUCUAUCGGGUCAGCCCAGAUGGUUCGCUCAGAGUCACAUUUGCCAGCGGAAUGGAGAUCACUCUAAACACAGAGCCCCACAUUCUAGCAGGUGUUGUUAACCCCACUUUGGGAAAGUGCAAUAUCUCAUUACCUGGAGAGCAUAAUUCAAACCUCAUAGAAUGGAGGCAAAGGAAGGAGCAGACCAAAGGCAAUAUCUCAGCAUUUGAGAGAAGGUUACGGGCCCACAACAGAAACCUGUUAUCCAUUGAUUUUGACCACGUAACCAGAACAGGAAAGAUCUAUGAUGACCAUCGAAAAUUCACUCUUCGGAUUCUGUAUGACCAAACGGGACGUCCAAUUCUGUGGUCACCCAUCAGCAAAUAUAAUGAAGUCAACAUCACUUACUCACAUUCAGGAUUAGUGACCUACAUUCAGAGAGGAACAUGGACUGAGAAAAUGGAGUAUGAUCCAAGUGGGAAGAUAAUUUCCAGAACAUGGGCAGAUGGUAAAAUAUGGAGCUACACAUACUUAGAAAAGUCUGUGAUGCUCCUCUUGCACAGCCAACGCCGCUACAUUUUUGAAUAUGACCAAUCAGAUUAUCUGCUCUCAGUCACCAUGCCAAGUAUGGUGCGCCAUAGUUUGCAAACCAUGCUUUCAGUUGGGUACUAUCGCAAUAUCUACACCCCACCAGACAGCACUGCUUCUUUCAUACAAGAUUUCACCGGAGAUGGACGACUUCUGCAAAUACUAUAUCCUGGAACAGGUCGCAGGGUCCUUUAUAAAUAUACCAGACAGUCCCGACUAUCAGAGAUUCUUUAUGAUACUACUCAAGUUACAUUUACAUAUGAAGAAUCUUCUGGGGUUAUUAAAACAAUACACUUAAUGCAUGAUGGGUUCAUCUGCACCAUCAGAUAUAGGCAAACAGGCCCUCUUAUUGGUCGUCAGAUCUUCAGAUUUAGUGAAGAAGGCCUUGUAAAUGCCAGAUUUGACUACAGUUACAACAAUUUCCGGGUCACAAGCAUGCAGGCCAUGAUAAAUGAGACUCCUCUUCCUAUAGAUCUGUACCGAUAUGUUGAUGUAUCUGGAAGGACUGAACAAUUUGGAAAAUUCAGUGUAAUCAAUUAUGACUUAAACCAAGUUAUAACUACCACAGUGAUGAAACACACCAAGAUUUUUAGUGCCAAUGGUCAGGUGAUUGAAGUGCAAUAUGAAAUUCUUAAGUCCAUAGCCUACUGGAUGACCAUUCAGUAUGAUAGUAUGGGUCGUAUGGUGAUAUGUGAUAUACGAGUAGGAGUAGAUGCCAACAUAACAAGGUAUUUUUAUGAGUAUGAUGCUGAUGGUCAACUUCAAACUGUCUCUGUGAAUGACAAAACCCAGUGGCGUUAUAGUUAUGACCUGAAUGGAAACAUCAACUUGCUUAGUCAUGGAAACAGUGCCCGUCUCACUCCUCUGAGAUAUGAUCUUAGAGAUCGCAUCACUAGACUAGGAGAAAUUCAGUACAAAAUGGAUGAAGAUGGUUUUCUUAGACAAAGAAGCAAUGAAAUAUUUGAGUAUAACUCGAAUGGUCUCCUGAACAAAGCUUACAACAAAGUGUCUGGUUGGACUGUGCAAUACUGUUAUGAUGGGCUUGGACGACGAGUUGCAAGUAAAUCAAGUCUAGGACAACACCUACAGUUCUUUUAUGCUGAUCUCUCCAAUCCAAUAAGAGUUACUCAUUUAUACAAUCAUACUAGCUCAGAAAUAACUUCCCUGUAUUAUGAUCUUCAAGGCCAUCUCAUUGCUAUGGAGUUAAGCAGUGGAGAAGAAUAUUAUGUUGCUUGUGACAACACCGGCACACCCCUAGCUAUCUUUAGCAGUCGGGGCCAAGUAAUAAAAGAAAUUCUGUACACACCUUAUGGAGAUAUCUACCAGGACACUUAUCCAGAUUUUCAGGUUAUCAUUGGUUUUCAUGGAGGGCUCUAUGAUUCUCUUACUAAAUUAGUGCACUUGGGUCAAAGGGAUUAUGACGUCAUUGCUGGACGUUGGACAACGCCAAAUCAUCAUGUGUGGAAACAUCUAAACACCAUUCCCAAACCAUUUAAUCUUUACUCGUUUGAAAAUAACUAUCCAGUUGGCAGAAUUCAAGAUGUUGCUAAAUAUACGACAGACAUUGGAAGUUGGCUAGAGCUGUUCGGUUUCCAGCUACACAAUGUGCUUCCUGGAUUUCCAAAACCAGAGAUAGAAACUGUGAAGACAACAUAUGAACUUUUACAACUUCAAACAAAAACCCAAGAAUGGGAUCCUGGAAAGACUAUCCUUGGCAUUCAGUGUGAGCUGCAAAAACAACUUAGGAACUUUAUAUCCUUGGACCAGCUUCCUAUGACCCCCAGAUACAGCGACGGGAGGUGUCUUGAAGGAGGAAAACAGCCCAGGUUUGCGGCCAUUCCUUCUGUUUUUGGCAAAGGUAUUAAAUUUGCCAUUAAGGAUGGGAUAGUGACUGCUGAUAUUAUAGGAGUAGCAAAUGAGGAUAGCCGGCGCAUUGCCGCCAUCCUCAGCAAUGCUCACUAUCUUGAGAACCUCCAUUUUACCAUAGAAGGGCAAGAUACACACUACUUCAUCAAGCUGGGGUCUUUGGAAGAAGAUUUGGCUCUGAUAGGCAACACAGGAGGCCGGCGCAUUUUGGAGAAUGGCGUCAAUGUCACUGUGUCUCAGAUGACUUCUGUGAUAAAUGGGAGGACUAGACGGUUUGCUGAUAUACAGCUCCAACAUGGUGCUUUGUGCUUUAAUGUUCGAUAUGGAACAACCAUUGAAGAAGAAAAGAACCAUGUCUUAGAAAUAGCCAGGCAGAGGGCAGUAGCUCAGGCCUGGACUAAGGAAAAAAAACGGCUGCAAGAAGGGGAAGAAGGCAUUAGGGCAUGGACAGAGGGAGAAAAACAGCAGCUUUUAAGCACUGGGAGGGUACAAGGCUAUGAUGGAUAUUUUGUUUUAUCUGUGGAGCAGUAUCUAGAACUUUCUGACAGUGCCAACAAUAUUCACUUUAUGAGACAGAGUGAAAUAGGCAGGAGGUAACAAAGAAAACCUCUGCCUUUGCGUCACCAAAGACUGCCUGUUUUUAAACAUAAAAUGGUUUAUUGUAUUGGUUUUUCUAGAGCAGAACUCUGUAUAUAGAAAUGUAGAGGAAAACACAUAUCCAACUGCCUUUAAAUGUGACAGAAGAUGGUAUUUUAAUAUUGUUUGUUUAACUCUGAGAGAUGACAGUGAAGAUUUUUAGUUCUUGUGUGGCAGUAUUCAAAAUUUCAGAAGCAGAGUUCAAAUGGUUAAACAACACAACUUAGAAAGGCACCACUCAUUUAAAUUGCAGAUACGUGCAGAAAAUUUAAGAAUUUGUGUGCUCUGCUUUCUUCUUGAAGAUACAUCUCUUCUUAGUUCAUUAAUUUAAUAACUCGCAGAUGAUUUAAAUUAAAAGGUUAUAGAGCUUGAUUCUGCAACCCUUACUCACCUGGGUAGUCUUUAAUCCCAUGAGUUCUUCCAUUGACUUUAAUGGGAUGGCUCACAAGAGCAAGUGCUGCAGAACUGUAUUUUGAACCUUGUAUCAGCACAUUUCAUUUUUCACAAAUAUGAUCUAAAGAAGUUCCAGACCUGAACUGGAAAACGGGGAAACGCAGUAGGCAUUGGAUACAGUAGCACAGAAUGGCUGUCCCAUAUUACAUUUAUCUUCACUCAUCCAUUGUCUCCUCCCAUUCUCUCAGUGAUAAAUGUCAUGUUGUAUUGAGUUUUGCACGUGGCAGUGUUCUAUGAUUCUCUUCCUGAGGGCUUCGUUCAGACCUGAGUUACACUGGAUUCUGCUGGCAUAACCCCAAGCACAGAAGUCUGAUGGCAGAAAGUCCACCUGACCAAGUGUUGCAUGAGGUGCCACAGCUAGCCAUCACCCUCUAAAAGUAGACAGAAAUGUGCACAAGGGUCUGAUCCAAAGCCCCCACGUUGACUUUCCAUUGACUUCAGUGAGCUUUAGAUCAGGCCCUGAUUCAGUGCACCCCAAGCAAUCUCUGCCAGUAGUAAUUCUGUGGACCCCCAGACAAACUUAAAGCUACUCUACUGGAAGGAUUCACACACGCCCUCUUUGCCAGUGAGGAUGAAAAAACGUCUGUCUCACUAUAGAGAAUAGUAUCCUUUGUGUUCACUGGACAAGGAUUCUUCAGUUCAUGAUUCAUUUAUAAAUUGGAGUGGUAUCGUUUUUUUGUCAUCACCUUAGCCUCUUCUCACAUUAAUAAUUAUGCUAUAUGACUCAAUUUUUGUGUGUGAAAUAGACUGGUGGGUCAGAAUUCGGUGAACUUAAGUGUGGAUAGUAAGUGUCGGACAUUUUGGGAAUGAUUCUACACUUUUUGGCUCAGUUUGUAGAGCACAUAGCAAAGUGUUAUAAUGGUAGGGCGGGAAUUUUAUUUCGCAGGAUAUCAUGAGCUGUCGAUACAGUGAUUUCAUAGCAAAGUGUGUGAUCUUUCUUUUAAUCUGUCAUUUUUAAGGACCUAAUUGUUUUGUGGGGGAUUGUGUGCAAAUUUUCUUUGUUAAUUUCAGACGGGAUUAGAAUUUUCUUUUAGAACCUAUGUAUCUUUAAUGGUGACAUUAUUGCACAUUUUUACCAAAACAGACAUAGUAAAUAUAGUCUAAUCAUCUCUGCUCAUAUUUACUUUUGCCAAAAUCAGAGUUGGUUGGUUUUUUUUCCUUUCCUGCUUUCUUUUUUCUUCUGUUUUUGGGCAAGUGGAACAAACUGUAGUGAACUUAGAGAGGAGCCUGAAUUGGAACAUCAGGUCUGAUCCCCCUUCAAACUUCGGGGAAGUUUGGAUCCAGUUCUCAACUUCACAACUUGGGCCUCCCUUUAUGGGUUUAGUCCUGCUCCCAUUGAAGUCAAUGACCGGCUUCACUGGUGCAAUAUCGGGCGCAGUGAUGAACUGAUCCAGAAGAAUGCCAUCCACACACCACCCCAAACUCUGGGGACAUUUGGAUUGAAAUCCAGAUCCAAAUAUUGUGAUUGGGCUCAUCACUCACUGACAUACAAUACUGGGAGCUGACCAAGUCUGGUAUUGAUAGCUCUCAUCUCUGUAAUUUCCCAUAAAAUCAUGGAGAAUUUGGAUACCUCCACACCAGCCUAAAAAUGGACCUUCAGAUCCUUUAGCCUCUGAUAUUCUUUUAAUCAAUGAAAAAAUAAUUUAUGAACUGUAUAUAGAGAGUGCGUUCAUAAAUGUGAUGACGUAUUUUAUCACUGAUCCAAGAUGUCAAUAUUAGAGUCUAUUUUACUUAUAUUUUAACCAAUUAUACUUUUUUGCAAUUCGCUAAUGAUGUAUCAUUUUCAAACUGCUUUAAAUAUCCAUUAUAAACACACAUUUGAAGUUCUUAAUAGUAAAUUACCUUGAACUGUGCAUUUCUAGUAUGUAAUACAUAUUUAGUUAGCUUGUGCCUUUAGUUUCUUAAAGUUAUAUUUGUAUUAUAUGCAGGAAAUGCACCUUGGAUUACCUACAGCUGUGGUUUUUAAUACUGCCUUGAUUAUUAUUAUUCUCAUUGUUAUGCCAAAAGGUCAAAGAGUGAAAUGUAUUACAAGUUUGUCUCUCAAAGCAGAUCUGGCAUUUUUCCAGUUCAUGCGCAGAAAAUUUAAGAUACAAUUUUGGACAGUGUUUCUUAUGAAAAUAUGGAUGUAUAAAGAAUCAAAUGACAUUACAUGGCCCUGUAUUCUGGUGAUAUAAGAAAAUGUCUUCAUCGUGUUUGGUUAUAAAACAGAGAAAAAUAAAAAUUCAGUGUCAUUUUUAGAUGAGCACGAUAGCAUUUCU